UAUUAUGGCACGGCAAGAUUAGAAGAAAUUACUGAUGCGAUUAAAAGCGUCAUGAUCCAGGCUGCAGAGAAACAACAUGAUUAUUUAAAUUUUUCUCUACGUGAGGUAUGUGAGGAUUCUGCUGACCUCACAGAAAUGAUCAGUGGGUUAAAGACCGAAUUUCACAAGACUGCUGAUCGAGCAAAGAAGAUCCAAAUUUUAUCUGUUUUACCAACAAGCUGGAGCAGAGAAAAAAUUUGUCAAAAAUUUGAUUGUUCUGUAAAUAUGGUGAGAGUUACAAAAGCUUUAGUUGAAUCAGAGGGAAUUCUUGCAGUGCCAAAACCUAAGCAAGGUCGGCCUCUGAAUGAAGAAACAGUCAAAUCAAUUUUAGGCUUCUACUAUGCUGAUGAAGUUAGUAGACCUAUGCCUGGUCAGAGAGACUACAAAAGUGGUAAACGAGUUCACAAACAGAAGAGACUUUUACUUUGCACUGUAAAUGAACUGUACUCAAUGUUUUGCAAGAAAUAUCCUGGCAAAGUGUCGUUCUCAAAGUUUGCAAGCUUGAGGCCUCCAGAAUGUGUGAGUGCUGGUGCUAGUGGCACGCACUCUGUUUGUGUCUGUGCCAUCCAUCAAAACACUGAGCUGAUGGCCAAAGGUGGUGGGAUACGCAGAAAAAAGAAGAAAAGUGUGAGUGAACAAGAUGCGGAAGUUAGUGAAUUAGAUGAGAAAGAUGGUGAGGCACAAAUAACCUUUGAAGAUUGUGUGGACAUGCUCAUGUGUACUUCUAAGUCAGAUGAUUGCUAUAUGGAUAAAUGUUUAGACUGUCCAGAUCCAGAAAUAUUACGUGUGUUUCUGGCUGCACACUUUGAAGAACUCUCACUCGACUCAGUAAUGUUUCAACAGUGGAUGAACGUUGAUCGCUGCUCUUUGGAAACAUUAGUGAAAUCUAUUGACAAUUACAUUGAUGAUUUUACGGAUAAGUUAUUGGAGUACAAAAAGCACAAUUUCAUAGCUAAGAAGCAAGCAGCAGCUUUGAAAGAAUGUAAAGCCAAUUUGAAGGUUGGUGAAGUUUUAACCCUGGGAGACUUUUCAGAGAACUAUUCAUUUUUGAUACAGGAUGCAAUCCAGGGAUUCCACUGGAAUAAUGAUCAAGCCACCUUGCAUCCGUUUGUAAAUUAUUUCCGCAGAACAGAAGAAGCAGAAAUUGAAUUUUGCACUCUCAUCGUAAUCUCUGAUGAACUUAAACAUAACACUGCUGCAGUACAUGCCUUUCAAGAGAGGCUGCUCAAGUAUCUAGAAGAGAAGAUAGGGAGAAAAGUUAAGAAGAUAUUCUAUUGGAGUGACGGAGCUGCAGCUCAGUACAAAAACCGCAAGAAUGUUUCAAAUGUUGCCAACCAUCAGGGAGACUUCCUGAUAGUAGCGGAGUGGCACUUCUUCCCAACCUCACAUGGAAAAACUCUCUGUGAUGCGACUGCUGGAGCAGCAAAGCGGUCAGCAGCAGAGGAAAGCAAAAGAAGAGUUGAUGAAGAACCUAUUGCUAACCCAGUUCAAUUGUACAAUUACCUCAAAGGAAGCAGUAAAAGCAUGGACUACACUUUUGUGAGUAAAUUCAAAAUUGAAUGUCACAAUCAGAAAUACCACGAUAGAAUGGAAAAUGCUACUCUUGUACCUGGGAUCAGAAGCAUCCAUGCUAUCAUCCCAGUUUCUGAAACUUUAGUCCAAACAAAGGAGUAUUCUUUGUCAAGCCAUGUCAAGAUGAGCGACAUCACACCUCAACCGAAGGCUCAAGGUAGUUCAGAAGCCAAGCCAAAGAGGAAACGAGCUAAGAAGAACCAGAGCGGUGAGUCAAAUGAACCAGAAUCAGAAGCCGAGCCAAAGAGGAAAAGAGCAAAGAAAAACCAAAGCAGUGAGUCAAAUGAACCAGAAUCAGAAGCCGAGCCAAAGAGGAAAAGAGCAAAGAAAAACCAAAGCAGGUAAGAAAUGUCUCUUUUCAUUUCCCAAAUGCAUAUAGUUUUUCUUCAUUCAUGCAUAUGUAUUUCUUUUGCAGUGAGUCAAAUGAACCAGAAUCAGAAGCCGAGCCAAAGAGGAAAAGAGCAAAGAAAAACCAAAGCGGUGAGUCAGAUGAACUGCCACCCAAAACAAGUAAACCAACUCCUGCAAGCUCCAGAAAACAAAGAGCUGCCCAAGAAUCAGCAG
Messenger RNA from Thrips palmi, 2175 nucleotides. RefSeq lists its product as uncharacterized. NCBI's taxonomy places the organism in Eukaryota, Metazoa, Arthropoda, Insecta, Thysanoptera, Thripidae. Bases 52 to 1956 code for a protein of 634 amino acids. The record is from RefSeq and is a predicted model, not a curated record. The transcript has 6 exons.